GGCCCAGUCCAUCCCCCUUCGGAUGCGCAGAAGCAGAAGUCACCACGCCGGACUCCUCGAUUCCCUCGCGGGCGAUUCCUGGCUCCUUCACCACCCCAGCACUCCAAGACCCCCGCCCUUUGGCCUGAGGCUCCCACUGCCCUAGCCAGUUCCCGGGCUCACUUCCAGCUUUUCCAGAAAGCUUGGCCACGCCCCUCGGCCCAGACUCUCAGGCCACUCGGCCGCAAUUAACCCGCGUCUCUGCGCCUUUUUAGGCCCCUCCCCCUCGGUCGUGCCCUUGUCAUCUCUUAGGCCCCGUCUCACCCUUUCGGAUGCCUCCCCUAGAACCCUACCACUUUCCACCCCUUUCCGUCUGUUAUUUCUCCCAAACUUGCGCCCGCACAGGCCCCUCUGGAACACUCCUGCCCCGUAGUGCCCCUCGUCCCCGCUCCGUAGAGAAAGAGCGUGCGUGCCGCGCAUUUCUGGCCUGGGGAGCGGGUGGAGUAAACCUGCGGGAACCAUUUUACGACAACGUGCGGCUGUGCGGUGUGGCUGACGGCAACGCCGCUGCUCUUGGAGAGGUCACUCCGGAGACGGCGUUGGUUUUGGGGUGUGGGGGGUUGGUGGCACUAUGUGGCGCGUAUGUGCGCGACGGGCCCAGAAUGUAGCCCCAUGGGCGGGACUCGAGGCUCGGUGGACGGCCUUGCAGGAGGUACCCGCAACUCCACGAGUGACCUCGCGAUCUGGCCCGGCUCCCGCUCGUCGCAACAGCGUGACUACAGGGUAUGGCGGGGUCCGGGCACUGUGCGGCUGGACCCCCAGUUCUGGGGCCACGCCGCGGAACCGCUUACUGCUGCAGCUUUUGGGGUCGCCCGGCCGCCGCUAUUACAGUCUUCCCCCGCAUCAGAAGGUUCCAUUGCCUUCUCUUUCCCCCACAAUGCAGGCAGGCACCAUAGCCCGUUGGGAAAAAAAAGAGGGGGACAAAAUCAACGAAGGUGACCUAAUUGCAGAGGUUGAAACUGAUAAAGCCACUGUUGGAUUUGAGAGCCUGGAGGAGUGUUAUAUGGCAAAGAUACUUGUUGCUGAAGGUACCAGGGAUGUUCCCAUCGGAGCGAUCAUCUGUAUCACAGUUGGCAAGCCUGAGGAUAUUGAGGCCUUUAAAAAUUAUACAUUGGAUUCCUCAGCAGCACCUACCCCACAGGCGGCCCCAGCACCAACCCCUGCUGCCAGUGCUUCGCCACCUACACCUUCUGCUCAGGCUCCUGGUAGCUCAUAUCCCCCUCACAUGCAGGUACUUCUUCCUGCCCUCUCUCCCACCAUGACCAUGGGCACAGUUCAGAGAUGGGAAAAAAAAGUGGGUGAGAAGCUAAGUGAAGGAGACUUACUGGCAGAGAUAGAAACUGACAAAGCCACUAUAGGUUUUGAAGUACAGGAAGAAGGUUAUCUGGCAAAAAUCCUGGUCCCUGAAGGCACAAGAGAUGUCCCUCUAGGAACCCCACUCUGUAUCAUUGUAGAAAAAGAGGCAGAUAUAUCAGCAUUUGCUGACUAUAGGCCAACCGAAGUAACAGAUUUAAAACCACAAGCGCCACCACCUACCCCACCCCCGGUGGCCGCUGUUCCUCCAACUCCCCAGCCUUUAGCUCCUACACCUUCAGCACCCUGCCCAGCUACUCCUGCUGGACCAAAGGGAAGGGUGUUUGUUAGCCCUCUUGCAAAGAAGUUGGCAGUAGAGAAAGGGAUUGAUCUUACACAAGUAAAAGGGACAGGACCAGAUGGUAGAAUCACCAAGAAGGAUAUCGACUCUUUUGUGCCUAGUAAAGUUGCUCCUGCUCCAGCAGCUGUUGUGCCUCCCACAGGUCCUGGAAUGGCACCAGUUCCUACAGGUGUCUUCACAGAUAUCCCAAUCAGCAACAUUCGUCGGGUUAUUGCACAGCGAUUAAUGCAAUCAAAGCAAACCAUACCUCAUUAUUACCUUUCUAUCGAUGUAAAUAUGGGAGAAGUUUUGUUGGUACGGAAAGAACUUAAUAAGAUAUUAGAAGGGAGAAGCAAAAUUUCUGUCAAUGACUUCAUCAUAAAAGCUUCAGCUUUGGCAUGUUUAAAAGUUCCCGAAGCAAAUUCUUCUUGGAUGGACACAGUUAUAAGACAAAAUCAUGUUGUUGAUGUCAGUGUUGCGGUCAGUACUCCUGCAGGACUCAUCACACCUAUUGUGUUUAAUGCACAUAUAAAAGGAGUGGAAACCAUUGCUAAUGAUGUUGUUUCUUUAGCAGCCAAAGCAAGAGAGGGUAAACUACAGCCACAUGAAUUCCAGGGUGGCACUUUUACGAUCUCCAAUUUAGGAAUGUUUGGAAUUAAGAAUUUCUCUGCUAUUAUUAACCCACCUCAAGCAUGUAUUUUGGCAAUUGGUGCUUCAGAGGAUAAACUGGUCCCUGCAGAUAAUGAAAAAGGGUUUGAUGUGGCUAGCAUGAUGUCUGUUACACUCAGUUGUGAUCACCGGGUGGUGGAUGGAGCAGUUGGAGCCCAGUGGCUUGCUGAGUUUAGAAAGUACCUUGAAAAACCUAUCACUAUGUUGUUGUAACUAACUCAAGAAUUUCUAAACUCUCCCAGGUCACACUGAUUCAUUCUUAACAAGAUAUUUAUAUGUUAUUAAACAGGUGGUUCUUUUUAUUUUAACCAGUUAUUUUUAUUAUUGAGUCUGUCCAGAUAAGUUAUUUGUAAUGGGCAUUACUGAAUUUUUAAAAUGCCGAUUACACCCAAAUAUUGUGCACAUUUAAUAAUCAGACACCAGAUUUUUAGCUCUGUACUCCUAAUUAAGGGACAUGUAUGUGGCCUUGCCUAGCCCUUUGGUGAUAAGUACUUCCUCUAGGAAAUGUACGAUAGGUAGAAUUGUGGUUCCCUAAAGACAGGUACAUAAAGGUGACCCUGAUGAAACCUUGAAGUUCUGAAAUUUAACUGCCUAAAAUGUUCUCCUUAGAUGUGAGAGAAAGAGAAAUCAGGAAAAUUAAUUCUCUUGGGGGAAGGGCUUGAAUUGAAGCUUUACUUUAGAAUUUAGCCCUGGUUUGAAAUUUUCCAUUACAUGAUCUUGGUUUAUCAUCGAUGGGAAGGGUAGAAAACUUCAAGGAAAAUAAGUGAAAUUUUAAAAGUCAGCAUUUUCUUAGACCUCUUCAGCUGAUUGUUUAUUUUUCUAUGAAUUCCUACACAUGGUUGUUCCCCCCUACUUGAGAUAAUCUAAAUAUAAACCAGCUACUUGAUGUAAA
Messenger RNA from Pan troglodytes (chimpanzee), 3233 nucleotides. It is a transcript of the gene DLAT, whose product is annotated as dihydrolipoamide S-acetyltransferase. The coding region runs from base 611 to 2554 and encodes 647 amino acids. The record is from RefSeq and is a predicted model, not a curated record. Gene Ontology annotation, cellular component: pyruvate dehydrogenase complex. Gene Ontology annotation, biological process: pyruvate decarboxylation to acetyl-CoA. NCBI's taxonomy places the organism in Eukaryota, Metazoa, Chordata, Mammalia, Primates, Hominidae. Gene Ontology annotation, molecular function: dihydrolipoyllysine-residue acetyltransferase activity. The transcript has 14 exons.